AUGGGUGUUACCGCUUUCUUCGACAUCAAGUGGGAGGGUCCCGUCUUUGAGAACGGCCGCCCUACCAGCACCGUCAAGGAGCAGACGGGCCGUAUCAACUUCAACCUCUACGACGACGUCGUCCCCAAGACUGUUGAGAACUUCCGCGCUCUCUGCACUGGCGAGAAGGGCUUCGGCUACGAGGGAUCUUCUUUCCACCGCAUCAUCCCCAACUUCAUGCUCCAGGGUGGUGACUUCACCCGUGGUAACGGCACUGGUGGCAAGUCCAUCUACGGCGAGAAGUUCGCCGACGAGAACUUCGUCAAGAAGCACACCAAGCCCGGCCUGCUCUCCAUGGCUAACGCUGGCCCCAACACCAACGGUUCGCAGUUCUUCGUCACCACUGUCGUCACCAGCUGGCUCGAUGGCCGCCACGUCGUCUUCGGCGAGGUUGCCGACGCCGAGUCCCUGAACGUUGUCAAGGCUCUCGAGGCCACUGGCUCCGGCAGCGGUGCCAUCCAGUACAAGACCCGCCCUACCAUCAUCAAGGCUGGUGCUCAGUAA
This is a messenger RNA of Geosmithia morbida, 543 nucleotides long. RefSeq names its product peptidylprolyl isomerase. The record is from RefSeq and is a predicted model, not a curated record. Gene Ontology annotation, biological process: protein folding; protein peptidyl-prolyl isomerization. Bases 1 to 543 code for a protein of 180 amino acids. Gene Ontology annotation, molecular function: peptidyl-prolyl cis-trans isomerase activity. NCBI's taxonomy places the organism in Eukaryota, Fungi, Ascomycota, Sordariomycetes, Hypocreales, Bionectriaceae. The transcript has 5 exons.